AUGCUAGCUUGUAAAGCGUGGGCUGUGAUAUUAAGUGCACUGUUCCAUAUAGUGAAUGUGAAAUGUGAGCCAAAGGAAGUAUUAAAAAUUGGUGGAAUACUUGAAGAAAAUAGUGCAGACUUGGAACAUGUAUUUCGAUUGGCUGCAGCCGAUAUCAAUGCUGACAAAACAUUAUUACCUAGGCAUAAAGUUCGUGCACAGAUUGAAAAGUUUCCAUAUGGAGAUGACUUAGCUGCUUCUAUGGGUGUUUGUAAGUUAAUGAAGGCGGGGGUAGUUGGCGUCUUCGGGCCAGCAAAUCCUAUAACCGGCCAUACUGUGCAGUCUGUAUGUGACCACAUGGAAAUUCCUAAUAUCGUAUCUCGAUGGGAAUUCGGUCAGAAAAGAGCAUCUUACAUGCUAAAUUUGCAUCCGAAAUCGGAGAUAUUGGCGAAGGCUGUUAUGGAUAUUAUAGUCGCUUGGAAAUGGAAAAGUUUUACAAUUCUAUAUGAAUCGGGGUCGUGGCUGCCGAGGAUGGGAGAACUCUUGCAGAUGCACCAUACUGGAGGAUUCACUGUAACAAGUAAAGAGUUAGAUCUUGGCAUUCAAGACAAUUUCCGUCCAAUAUUAACUGUUGUAAAGAAGUCUGGUGAAAAGAACAUUGUGCUAGAUUGUUCAAUAGAGAAGCUUCCAGAAGUUCUGAAACAAGCUCAACAGGUAGGAUUGAUGUCGGAUCAACAUCAAUACAUAAUUACCUCUUUGGAUUUUCAUACCAUAGAUUUGGAGCCAUUUCAACACGGCGGAACAAAUAUAACAGGAUUAAGAAUUGUUGAUCCUGAAGAACCAUUUAUGAAAAAUACUAAAGAAAUGUGGGAAUCGCACGAGAAAAAGAAAGGAAAUGAGCUGCCCGAAGAAUUAGAUCCAUCGCGAAUAUCAUCGAGCGCUGCCCUAUUGUAUGACUCUGUGCGUCUGUACGCCGCUGCGCUUAACGACCUCGACAGCUCUAACCAAGUUUCCGCCAAAGUUAUGGAUUGUGAUAGUGCCUCCGAUAGCUGGGAACAUGGAUAUAGUAUUUUAAACUACAUGAGAACGACCACUUUAGAAGGCUUGAGUAGAACAAUUAAAUUCGACAAUGAGGGCUUUCGAACGGACUUCGAGCUGGACAUCAUAGAAUUAACUUCAUCUGGCAUUAUUAAGGUCGGGGAAUGGAAUUCGACCGAGGGCCUGAACAUCACUCGAGUUUACGAGCCCCCUCAAGCCGCCGUCGGCAGCGCCUCAAUGCAGAAUAUGUCGUUUAUCGUUCUGACCGACGCAAUCGUGAGUACCGAUUUAACUUUCAUACAACGAUAA
Messenger RNA from Ctenocephalides felis (cat flea), 1326 nucleotides. RefSeq names its product glutamate receptor ionotropic, kainate 3-like. Gene Ontology annotation, cellular component: postsynaptic membrane; plasma membrane. Lineage: Eukaryota; Metazoa; Arthropoda; Insecta; Siphonaptera; Pulicidae. The record is from RefSeq and is a predicted model, not a curated record. Gene Ontology annotation, biological process: synaptic transmission, glutamatergic; modulation of chemical synaptic transmission. The transcript is spliced from 7 exons. Gene Ontology annotation, molecular function: transmitter-gated monoatomic ion channel activity involved in regulation of postsynaptic membrane potential; glutamate receptor activity. The coding region runs from base 1 to 1326 and encodes 441 amino acids.